Molecule: messenger RNA, 1041 nt
Organism: Pseudomassariella vexata
Lineage: Eukaryota; Fungi; Ascomycota; Sordariomycetes; Amphisphaeriales; Pseudomassariaceae
Product: Homocysteine S-methyltransferase
Exons: 2
Coding region: 1-1041 (346 amino acids)
Biological process (GO): S-methylmethionine cycle
Molecular function (GO): S-adenosylmethionine-homocysteine S-methyltransferase activity
Source: RefSeq, a predicted model, not a curated record
AUGACCUCCAUCCAAAUCCUCGACGGCGGCCUAGGAACUUCCUUGGAGGACUCCUACGGCGUGAAAUUCGACCACACAAAUCCCCUCUGGUCUACACACUUCCUGCUCACCAACCAAUCUACCCUGCUAGCUUGCCAGCGAGACUUUUCAAUCGCCGGCGCCGACGUGCUUCUCACAGCUACUUACCAAACCUCCAUCGAAGGCUUCGCGCGGACCAAAACGGAUGAUUUUCCCGAUGGCAUCCCAAAAGAUGUCAUCGGAAAGUAUCUCGUAGCCGCAGUUGACAUCGCUGAGAAUGCUUCCGUCCGCGAGGAGGCGGCUAAAUUGGCGCUUAGUUUAGGACCGUACGGCGCAAGCAUGAUCCCCGGGCAGGAAUACAGCGGUCAGUACGACGCGGCGCACAGUACAGAGGAGGAGUUGUUUCAGUGGCAUUUAGAGCGCCUCAGGCUAUUCACUGCGGUCGAGGGCCUGAUGUCGCGAGUGAAGUACGUUGCCUUCGAGACGCUGCCGAGGUUAGACGAAGUACGGGCCGUGAGACGGGCGAUCUGGGCCGCGGGGAUGGAGACGAAGUUUUGGGUUUCAUGUGUGUUUCCUGGGGAGGGGGAGGGAUUGCCGGAUGGGAGUAGUGUUGAGGAGGUGGUGCAGGCGAUGGUGGGGGAUUUGGAGGGGGCGGGGAGACCGUGGGGGGUGGGGCUUAAUUGUACGAAGAUCCAUAAGGUUCCGGGAUUGAUUGGGAAGUUUGAGGAGGCGCUGGAGAAGAUGGGGGUUGUGGGCGUUGAAGGCAUGCCGGCGUUGGUGUUGUAUCCGGAUGGGACGAACGGGGAGGUCUAUAAUACUACGACGAAGAUUUGGGAGAAGCCGGAAGGAAAGGUGGACAGCGAUGGAGCAAAGGAAUCCUGGGGUGCCCAACUCGCCAGCGCAGUCCAAAGUGCACAAGCAAGGGGUUGCUUCAAAUCCUUCCUCGUUGGUGGAUGUUGCAAGGCAAGUGCGAGCGACAUUAAGAAGCUUCGAGAACAUUUUCACAAGGAGUUGAACACCUGA